AAAACAUUGAUACUUCUGCAUGAAUUAUCUUUAUCUAGCCUCUUAAACAGCAUAUUUGUAGCCCAGUGCAUAUAAUGACUGAGAUUGGAAGAUAAUUACUCUCUACCAUGUUGUUAGAUGGUCAGCUUAGGUCCCGUGAAAUGCGGAACUAAGGGGCGGGACUUACCAAGCUCUAUUACCAUUUUGGUGACAAUAAUGACACCAAAUAAUGACAAUAUCUGUUAUAAUAGAGGGACUGCGUUAUGGCGUCAUGUCACCCCUGAUGAAGAAGACUUGAGGAUUUUACUGCUCGGAUAUAGACAUGGGGGAAAGAGUUCAUCAGGAAACACCAUCCUGGGCAGAGUGGAGUUUGAUACUGCAGGGAGAACCGCACAGUGUGUGAAGAGACAGGGAGAAGUAGCAGGGAGACACGUCACUGUGGUGGAAGCUCCAGGAUGGGAUGGUAUAUCUAUUGAAUAUGCACCCAACAUAAUCAAAGAGGAGAUUGAGCUCAGUGUGUCUCUGUGUCCUCCUGGACCCCACAUUUUACUGCUGGCUAGAGAUGUGGACAGAUCAUUCACAGCGGAACACAGAAGAUCAGUGCAGCAACACCUGGAGCUUCUGGGUGAGAGAGUGUGGAGUCAGACUAUAGUGCUGUUCACCCAUGGAGACCUGCUGAGAGACACACCCAUUGAGCAGCACAUUGAGAGUGAAGGAGAGAGUCUGCAGUGGCUGGUAGAGAAAUGUGGGAACAGAUAUCAUGUCCUCAACAAUGAGAGGAGAGAUGACCACAUGCAGGUCACACAGCUGAUGAAGAAGAUAGAAGAGAUGGUGGCAGCAAACAGAGGACAGUGUUAUGAGACGGAUAGAUGGAGAAUAGAAGAGUUGGAGGAGAAGAGGAGGAGAGCUGAAGAGAGAGGGACAGAGAGGAUGAUGAAGGUGAAGAGAGAGAGAGAAUCACUCCGAUCUCAGAUGGGUGAUUUUCUGCACUUGUCAGAGUUGAGGAUUUUGCUGCUGGGAGCCAGAUACGAAGGGAAGAGUUCAUCAGGGAACACCAUCCUGGGCAGAGAGGAGUUUGAUACUGUAGGGAGAACAGCUCAGUGUGUGAAGAGACAGGGAGAAGUAGCAGGCAGACACAUCACUGUGGUGGAUGCUCCAGGAUGGAAUACUGAGACUACAGAAGAAACGUCCAUCAUGACCAAAGAGGAGAUUGAGCUCAGUGUGUCUCUGUGUCCUCCUGGACCCCAUGCUCUACUGCUGGUCAUAGAUGUGGAUAAAGCAUUCACAGAGAUAUACAGAAUAUCAGUGCAGCAACACCUGGAGCUUCUGGGUGAGAGAGUGUGGAAUCACACUAUAGUGCUGUUCACCUGUGGAGACCGGCUGGGAGACAGACCUAUUGAGCAGUAUAUUGAGAGUGAAGGUGAGAGUCUGCAGUGGCUGGUAGAGAAAUGUGGGAGCAGAUAUCAUGUCUUCAACAAUAAGAAGAGAGAUGACAACAUGCAGGUCACACAGCUGAUGGAGAAGAUAGAAGAGAUGGUGGCAGCAAACAGAGGACAGUGUUAUGAGAUGGAGAGAAAGAGAAUAGAAGAGUUGGAGCAGAAGAGAAGGAGAGAUGAAGAGAGAGUGAAAGAGAGGAGGAUGACAGUGAAGAGAGAGAGAGAAUCUUUUCGAUCACAGAUGGGUGAUUGUCUUCAUUUGUCAGAGUUAAGGAUUGUGCUGCUGGGACACAGAUUUGCUGGGAAGAGUUCAUCAGGAAACACCAUCCUGGGCAGAGAGGAGUUUGAAACUUUAAGGAGAACAGCUCAGUGUGUAAAGAAACACAGAGAAGUAGCAAGGCGACAUAUCACUGUGGUGGAGGCUCCAGGAUGGUGGGGGAGUGCAACAGAAUCUGCAAUGUAUCUCAUAGAUAAACCCUUCAACCUUCCCAAAAAGGACAUCAAGCACAGUAUGUAUCAAUGUCUUCCUGGACCCCACGCUAUACUGCUGGUCAUAGGAGUGGAUAUGGCAAUCACAAGGACAUACAGGAGAUCAGUACAGGAACACCUGGAGCUUCUGGGUGAGAGAGUGUGGAGUCACACUAUAGUGCUGUUCACCUGUGGAGACUGGCUGGGAGACACACCCAUUGAGCAGCACAUUGAGAGUGAAGGAGAGAGUCUGAAGUGGCUGGUAGAGAAAUGUGGGAACAGAUAUCAUGUCCUCAACAAUAAGAGGAGAGAUGAUCACAUGCAGGUCACACAGCUGAUGGAGAAGAUAGAAAAGAUGGUGGCAGCAAACAGAGGACAGUGUUAUGAGAUGGAUAGACAGAGAAUAGAGGAGUUGGAGGAGAAAUGGAGGAGAGAUGAAGAGAGUGGAAAAGACAGGAUGAUGAAGGUGAAGAGAGAGCGAGAUUCACUCAGAUCACUGAUGGGUGAUUCUCAUCAUUUGUCAGAGUUGAGAAUUGUGCUGCUGGGACACAGAUUUGCUGGAAAGAGUUCAACAGGAAACACAAUCAUUGGCAGAAAGGAGUUUGAUACUGAUGGGAGAACAGCUAAGUGUGUGAAGAGACAGGGAGAAGUAGCAGGCAGACACGUCACUGUGGUGGAGGCUCCUGGAUGGAAUACUUCCACAAUACAAGAGACACCUAACAUGACAAAGGAGGAGAUUGAGCUCAGCGUGUUUCUAUGUCGUCCUGGACUCCAUGCUCUACUGCUGGUCAUAUGUGUGAGAAGAUCAUUUAUUGAGGAACGGAUAAGAUCAGUGCAGGAGCACCUGGCCCUUCUGGGUGAGAGAGUUUGGAGUCAAACUAUAGUGCUGUUCACCUGUGGAGACUGGCUGGGAGACACAGCCAUUGAGAAACACAUCGAGAGUGAAGGAGAGAGUCUGCAGUGGCUGGUAGAGAAAUGUGGGAACAGAUAUCAUGUCCUCAACAAUAAGAGGAGAGAUGACCACAUGCAGGUCACACAGCUGAUGGAGAAGAUAGAAGAGAUGGUGGCAGCAAACAGAGGACAGUGUUAUGAGAACCGACAAGAGCAACAACAGCAUCUACGAAAAGCACGCAGCUAUGACCUGGUUCCACCAAACAUGAGUGGAGCGUCCGGUGAAGACACUGAACGCUGGUCUGUCUCCAGCACCGCCUCCAGCUCCUCCAGAUACCGGCCAGCAUCUGACAUCAGCUCCUUGUAUGGAUCAAUCAGGUCUACAGUGUCUUUCCAAAGUUCUGGUUAUGAGUCUUUGAGUUCUGGAGGUUCUGUUCGUAGUUUUGGUUCUGAAAAGAUGGAAUUGGCCAAACGAAUGGGCCUCUCCAACAUUCUUGAGGUAUAUGAUGAAUCAGAGCACAUACACGAGGACACAAGAGAGAAGAAGCCAUCAAGAAAGGACAAGUACAUAGAUUUUGAUUGUCCAUAA
Molecule: messenger RNA, 3363 nt
Organism: Engraulis encrasicolus (European anchovy)
Lineage: Eukaryota; Metazoa; Chordata; Actinopteri; Clupeiformes; Engraulidae
Product: GTPase IMAP family member 8-like
Exons: 7
Coding region: 118-3363 (1081 amino acids)
Molecular function (GO): GTP binding
Source: RefSeq, a predicted model, not a curated record